Ectocarpus siliculosus is the source of this 2310-nucleotide messenger RNA. The record is from the annotation of a GenBank genome assembly. NCBI's taxonomy places the organism in Eukaryota, Phaeophyceae, Ectocarpales, Ectocarpaceae.
AUGGGUUCGUUGCACUUGAAGCGUGGACUGGGAGCCAGCUUGCUCGCUCGUUCUUCAGUGAUAGGACGUAGAAGAGCAGCUGCAGCGGUUGCACCGUACUCCUCAGCCUCUCUCCGAGCUCCUGCGGCUGAGUGUUCAAGAACGUUUGUGCACCCGCAGCAGCGGCAGCAGCAGCAGAGGCGCGCUUUCGGAACUACCGCAGAGUUCGAGUACAAGCCCCUCUUUCAGUACGGGGCUACUCCUAGAGAUGAACCGACCGAGUAUCGAAAGUUGUCUUCGGAAGGCGUAAGCGUCGUCAAAGGUCCCGACGGACAAGAGUUCCUCAAGGUGGCACCGGAGGCCCUGAGGUUGCUCUGCUCCACGGCAAUGGUCGAUAUCGCUCAUCUCCUCCGAUCCAACCACUUACGGCAGCUGGCCAAUAUAUUGGAAGACCCCGAGGCUUCAGAGAACGACCGCUUUGUUGCCCUGGAGUUGUUGAAGAAUGCCAACAUCGCUGCGGGGAUGGUGCUGCCGGGAUGUCAGGACACCGGCACCGCCAUCAUCAUGGGCAAGAGGGGCCAGUUUGUGCUUACGGACGGGAAAGACGAGGAGCACCUGUCCAAGGGAGUCUACGACACGUACACCAACACAAACCUGAGGUACUCCCAAGUGGCACCGACGGACAUGUUUACGGAAAAGAACACCGGCACCAACCUGCCGGCGCAGAUCGACCUCUUUGCCACGCCGGGCAAGGAGUACGCGUUCCAGUUCAUGGCCAAGGGGGGGGGGUCGGCGAAUAAGACCUUUCUUUUCCAGAGGACCAAGGCACUACUGAACGAGAAGGCCCUAGAAAAGUUUUUCUGGGAUGAGAUCAAGACGCUCGGGACCGCGGCCUGUCCGCCCUACCACCUGGCGAUCGUGAUCGGUGGACUGAGUGCCGAGCUGACCCUCAAGACCGUCAAGCUUGCCUGGGCAAAGUACUUGGACGGCUUGCCGACCACCGGGGAUACCUCCGGUCGCGCCUUCCGAGACCUGGAAUGGGAGGACAAGGUGCUCAAGAUCUGCCAGGAAAUGGGGAUCGGGGCUCAGUUUGGCGGCAAGUACUUCUGCCACGACGUCCGUGUUAUCCGGUUACCCCGACACGGAGCUUCGUGCCCCGUCGGCAUCGGGGUGUCUUGCUCGGCGGACCGCCAGGCUCUCGGAAAAAUAACCUCGGAGGGCGUUUUUCUGGAGAAGCUUGAGAGGGACGUGGGGCAGUACUUGCCGGAGGUCGACGAGUCGCAGAUUUCGCCCGAGGUGGUGCAGGUGGACCUGAACCAACCGAUGGACAAGAUCCGAGAGUUCCUCGGGGGAUUCUCGGUCAGGACGCGGCUUAGCCUCACGGGCACCAUUGUGGUGGCGAGGGACAUCGCCCACGCCAAGCUGCAGGAGAGGAUCGACGCCGGGAAGGGGCUGCCGGACUACGUGAAGGAUCACAUCAUAUACUACGCCGGCCCAGCGAAGACACCCGAAGGGCUGGCUUCCGGUUCUUUCGGCCCGACCACGGCGGGGAGGAUGGACGGCUACGUCGACAGCUUUAUGCGAAACGGCGGCAGUUUCGUCACGCUCGCGAAGGGGAACAGGAGCAAGCAGGUGACCAGGGCCUGCAAGGAGCACGGGGGCUUCUACCUGGGGUCUAUCGGGGGCCCCGCGGCUAUCCUCGCCCAAAACUGCAUAAGGAAGGUGGAGGUGCUGGAGUACCCGGAGCUCGGCAUGGAGGCGGUGUGGAAGAUCGAGGUGGAAAACUUCCCGGCGUUCAUCGUCGUCGAUGGGAAAGGAAACGAUUUCUUCAAGAAAUGGCAGGUGUAGGCUUCACGAGCGGGGGGCUGCAACACGGCACGGGGGGGGAUUCUCCCAGUCACCCUCCACAAGAUGGGUUUCCAAACCAGAAGGCAGAACUGCUAGUCUGGCUCGUUGAUGGGCAUAUAUGUGGCAGGAGGGCGCUCGAUGCAAGGUGGCUAUCCAUCGCGCUUUCCUACAACCGGCGGUCAACAUCUUUUGGAUUGCCGUGGGCCACGGCUAUACUUCCCCGAUUUGACUUGAAUUUCUGGACGAGGCGAGCCGUAGACAGUUUGGUCAUGCAAGGUCGCCGCGAAGAGGGAAAGGCUGGUUGCGAGCUAAGAGAAAAGCAGUCUCAGUUUCUGUGCCGAGAUAUCUACCAAAAAAGAGUUCGUCUUGUUUGUUGCCGCAGCACAAAACAAGUUUGCAAUUGGGGCAACAAUUUGGAGAGACAGGCGAUCGUCCAGUCGAACGAUUCUUCUCUGUCUCAAACUUGUUCUUUGGGAAAAUAUC